Molecule: messenger RNA, 999 nt
Organism: Alternaria alternata
Lineage: Eukaryota; Fungi; Ascomycota; Dothideomycetes; Pleosporales; Pleosporaceae
Exons: 1
Coding region: 361-891 (176 amino acids)
Source: RefSeq, a predicted model, not a curated record
ACUAUAAACUACUCAAACUCAAAGGUCGAUGCUGUUUCCACUGUCCACGUUGCCAUUAACAACAGCUACGCGUCUGAAAAGGGCACCCUCCCUGCCGUAGAUCGACAAGCAGUGGAGUUAGCAAGAGCAAGUUGGCCUUGGACAGGUACACAGAAGGAGCCACUGGAAAGAUAAAGGAGUUCCAAUAGUUGUUUUCGUCGACGGCGUGCUGCAUUAACCUGGCGGUGGCUUUGAGGUUGGAGUAGUAGCUGUAAUAGACCAUGUAAGCGGGCUGCUGCUGCGAUGUGAGGUCCUCGCGUUGUUGUCGCUGUUCAGCUUGACACCUCCACUUAUGGAACAGCGCUUGAUGAAUGGGUGCCCAUGUCCGAGGGGCAAGGUGUCAUAGUUUGUAUAAAGGAUCUGUCUCCAGACGACCAAGCCAAAAAAUCCAAUGAAUCUGGCUGGCUGGCGAGAGAUGGACAUAUUCCAUUCGACGGUGGACUUCUUGAGUACAGUUCGCGCAAUAUACACCUGGCAGACCGAUCUAUCUCCGCGCGUCUUGCUAGCUUUCGGGAAGCUACCUCUACGACAGUGUUUUUCUUGGAACCACGAGUUGCAAAUGGCAGCAAGUUUCAGCAUGCAAAGCUUGGCGUUCAUGUUGUAUACUGCAAGCACAGGAAGGUCCACAAAACUCAGCCAUGCAAGCACGUGUUCUGCAACAGCACAAGUGGAAAGAGCUGCCCCAUGGCUCACCUAAUGAGACCUUCUCCAUUGUUUGUAGUAAGAAUCAAGCGUCUAAAAAAUCUGCCUCCAUGUGUAACAACGAGCACUGCAAAACCUGCAUCUGCAGACCAGCCAUGUUGCCUUAUACCUCCAAGGUGUUUGCCACGCUUUUCUGUCUUCUGUCUGUGAUGUGGCGCCAUGAUUCGAUUCAUCCGCUGUUUUGGCCUCCUGAAGUCUUGCUCGUCAAACUUCUGCAUAGUCAGCCGGCAUCCCUUAACCGCUGCCGCUGCCACCGCC